Messenger RNA from Panicum virgatum (switchgrass), 1495 nucleotides. RefSeq lists its product as uncharacterized. NCBI's taxonomy places the organism in Eukaryota, Viridiplantae, Streptophyta, Magnoliopsida, Poales, Poaceae. The transcript is spliced from 2 exons. The record is from RefSeq and is a predicted model, not a curated record. Bases 130 to 1146 code for a protein of 338 amino acids.
GAACAAAACGAAAACUAGAAAUCCCGUAUCAGGUUGCGUCACCACCGGAGCAGCAGCGCAAAGCCAGGCGCCGAUUUGCUUGCUGCCCCGCUCACCGCCGGUGGCUGCUCCCCCAAACUCCCUUCACCAAUGCCGGCGCUGCCCGCCUCGGCGUCGUCCAACUCCUCGUGGCGCCGGCACGCCAGCCCCGCGUCGGCGGCGCUGUCAUCCACCCCCAAAUCCCUCCUCCUGCUCCUCCCGGUCUUGCUGCUCCUCCUCUUCGCGCUCUCCAGAGCCCCGGAUCUCACCUUCUCCAGCGCCUCCACGGACGUUGUCGCGGCCGCCCACUCCUCCUACUCCUCCCGCCACCUCCGCCCCUUCGACUGCUACGCCUCGCCGCAGGCCUCCCCGGUCGUCGCCAACCUCGUGGAGGGCGUGCCCCGCCCCUUCUUCUACUCGCUCGCCGACAUGGGAGCCCUCCCCGACCGCCCCCACAAGAACAUCGCACGCCUCCUCAAGGGCAAGCGGUUCCGCAAGCCCGACAUCUCCGAGACCGUCCAGGGGCUGCUUGCAGGGGAGGUGGGGAGGGGCGGGCCGCCCGGCGGGGUGGUGGUGGACGUGGGGGCCAACGUCGGCAUGGCGUCGUUCGCGGCCGCCGUGAUGGGGUUCCGGGUGGUGGCGUUCGAGCCCGUGUUCGAGAACCUGCAGCGGAUUUGCGACGGGGUGUACCUCAACCGGGUGCGGGACCGUGUUGUGGUGUAUCACGCGGCGGCUUCAGAUCGGGUUGGGAACAUUACUAUGCAUAAGGUGAUUGGCCGACUUGACAACAGCGCUAUUUCUGCAACUGGUGCAAAGUUAGCAUUUAAGUCUAAUGAGGAAAUUGCUGUUGUGGUUUCCACAAUCCCAUUGGAUGAUGUCAUUCCAGAUACCGAGCGAGUUCUUAUGAUCAAAAUUGAUGUUCAAGGUUGGGAAUACCAUGUACUGAGAGGUGCAUCAAAAUUGCUUUCAAGGACAAAAGGUGAAGCUCCCUACCUUAUAUAUGAAGAAGAUGAACGCCUGCUGCAGGCAAGCAACACAAGCUCACAGGAGAUAAGGGCAUUUCUGUCUAGUGUUGGUUACAAUCACUGUACACAGCGUGGCACUGAUGCUCACUGUACAAAAGAAUAGACAAAUUGGUUUCUGAAUGGUGCUCUGAUGCUCCUAAGCUCAAGUUGAUCAGACCAGGGGUUUAGAAAUUUCAUGUGUCCAAUAGUUAGGUUGCCUUGAGUUCCAUGGUACUCUUUGUUCUUUUACCUUUUAGGUUAGUUUGUUAAUUGCUGGGUCUUGGUAUAAUAGCAAUUUUAGCCAUGAUUAUGUAGCUUAUUUCGUUAAAUUUACACUCUUUAUAGAAAUAUAUGUGGUCACAUUGAACAUCAUGAAUCAUAGCGGAUGUUUCCAGAUGCUAGGGCAUUUUUUUUAUCAUGACCUUGGAAUGUGUGCUAAUUACUGAAUAUUAUUAAUAUAGAUGUUUCAGUUA